Messenger RNA from Echinococcus granulosus, 1176 nucleotides. RefSeq names its product 26S proteasome non-ATPase regulatory subunit 6. Lineage: Eukaryota; Metazoa; Platyhelminthes; Cestoda; Cyclophyllidea; Taeniidae. Gene Ontology annotation, cellular component: proteasome regulatory particle. Bases 1 to 1176 code for a protein of 391 amino acids. Gene Ontology annotation, biological process: proteasome-mediated ubiquitin-dependent protein catabolic process. The record is from RefSeq and is a predicted model, not a curated record. The transcript is spliced from 5 exons.
AUGCCCGCCGAGUCGUUCGAGGAAGAGGGGUUAGAGAGGAUUCCUGACCUCCGUUUAUCGCAAUGGCUUUUUGAAGCAAGCCUAAACAGGACUACCGUGAAAUCGAGGUCGCGGCUGGUUAAUUUAAUAAUGGAUGUAGUUCGGUCAGAGAAUAUGACUCCAUUCUAUAAAAUCGUCUGCAAACAACUACAUCUUCUUGAUAGUCAACAACUUAUGGGAGAGAUGCAGAGGGCGAACGAUGAUAGACUAGAAGAGUUAGACGAAAACAUUAAAAAGGCUGAGGAGUCCGAUGGAGAAACGGAAAUCCGUGAGGCGAUGAUUGCCAAGGCACACUAUCUCAGCAAGAUCGGCAACAAGAUGGAUGCUUUAGCCCAAUUUCGUGCUAUUCUUGACAAAACCGUACUACCCGGAUGCCGACUUGACAUAACGUUUCACCUCAUUCGUAUGGGCUUCUUCUACAACGAUCGGGACCUAAUUACUACCAAUAUCGAGAAGGCGAACAGUCUUAUCGAGGAGGGAGGCGAUUGGGAUCGCCGAAAUCGGUUAAAGGUUUAUCGAGGCCUUCACAGUCUUUCUAUUCGUGACUUCAAUGCCUCCGCUAAGCACUUUUUGGACGCAGUUGCGACUUUCACUAGCUACGAAUUGAUGGAUUACAAGAGUUUCAUCAUCUACACCGUGCUUACCUCUAUGAUAGCUCUCAAACGCCAAGAUCUUCGUGCAAAGGUGAUUAUGGGGUCCGAGAUACAAGAAGUCCUCCACAGCCUUCCUGCUGUAAGAGAGUAUCUGAUGUCUCUCUUCGAAUGUAGAUAUGCAGACUUCUUCUUAUACUUAGCUGGGGUGGAGCAAUUCAUGCACUCGGACCGCUAUUUGGCGGCCCAUGCGCGUUACUACGUUCGUGAGAUGCGUAUCCGUGCCUACACUCAACAUUUGGAUUCCUAUAGCAGUCUCAGUCUGGAAAGCAUGGCUGCCACUUUCGGUGUAACCAUGAGUUUUCUUGAUGCUGAACUCUCCAGGUUCAUCGCCAACGGUCGAAUCGCUUGCAAAAUCGAUAAGGUCACUGGCAUUGUGGAGACCACACGUCCGGACAAUGUCAACUCCCAGUAUCAGGCAAUAAUAAAGCACGGUGAUGUUCUACUCAAUCGCAUCCAAAAGCUCAGUCAGGUUAUCAACAUAUAA